AUGCCACAUACCCGCCGUAUCUUCGCCUGGGGCUCCCAGCUCUUUAUGUGCGGCUCGGCAGGCCUGACCCUCACUUUGACGGCUUCUGCUUUGAGUUACCUGGAUAUACACAAACCUGGACGCUCGGAAUCGAUUCGUAGCCAUCACCAGUCGCCAAGAAAGCCAAUGAUGUUUGUGCGAGAUGCAGAUGAUUUUGCUAGAAAAUGGAAGAAAUUCUCCACCGAUCGACUGGACAAACUCGUGGUUAUUGCGGACUUUGACUAUACUCUUACUCCUGCCUACAAAAAAACGUCGGAUGACCAGGCUCUUAGUACGCAUCGUAUUUUGAUGGAGAGCGAGGCAAUGGGUCCCCAGGCGGAGACAAUUGCGCGCAAGAUUUUCGAGAAAUAUUAUCCGAUUGAGCAGUCUGCUACGCUAACAAGAAAAGAAAAACUUCCUUUCAUGAUCCAAUGGUGGACAGAAACACACGAGCUCAUAGUGAAGCAUGGUGUGUCGAAGAAGGCUGUUUGUAAGGCAGUGGAGGAGAGCGACAUAUCGUUUCGGGAAGGUUUCAUGGAGAUUUUUGAGUUGUUGGCGCGAGAGAAUGUGCCAGUGCUUAUUUUCUCCGCGGGUCUUUACGACGUAAUUCAUGCCGUGCUGAACAAGGAGUACGCCAAGACUAUAGCGAAGAUGCCUCCAAAAAACGUGCACGUUAUUUCCAAUAUGAUGCGGUUUGACGAAAACGACAAGGUUGUGGGCUUUGAUGGAACGCUUAUUCACAGCUUGAACAAGAAUGCAAGUGCACUGAUCGAGACAGAUUUCUGGAAGCAGUGUCAACUGGAGAAACGCCACAACAUUUUGCUGUUGGGAGAUUCGCUAGGCGAUUCCAAUAUGGCCAAUGGAUUGGAUUUCAAGGAGGACGAGAUUGUGCGCAUUGGCUUCUUGAACGAUGGUAUAGAGCAAAAACUAGACAUGUACUUGCAACGCUUCGAUGUUGUGCUUACGAAUGACUCGAGUUUAUUGCCUGUCGAGCUACUGUUGCAUCAAAUCUAG
Peronospora farinosa is the source of this 1032-nucleotide messenger RNA. The record is from the annotation of a GenBank genome assembly. NCBI's taxonomy places the organism in Eukaryota, Oomycota, Peronosporomycetes, Peronosporales, Peronosporaceae.